AUGGGUAAUCAAGAACUGGUGUAAUAGGGCUAAUGGGUUGAUUCCAGAGCGGGCAGUUGACCUACUCUUGUCUGACUUGUCAUUUAAUCGCUAGUUGUCAGCAAAGUUACUGUCUCUUAAAUAUAGUCUGGGCCAGGCGAUGACUGUUUUAUUCUGUAACAGCAGGGGUUCUUGCUAUUCUUCAUGUGGAGUCAAAGCACUCUUAUUUUGAGCUUUGCUAAAAAUACCCUCUGCUAACAGAGAGAUAUUUAUCUCCCACCAAUGAGAAUGUCCCAUUUUAUUUAGGGGGCCACAGAAAUAGCAGGCAUUGAAUCUUGUGUGUGUGGCAAGGCCAUGCUCAAGCAGCUGCGAUACUCCUUCAACAGGUUACCUUACUAAAAUGUAUUCAUAUACACUGAACAAAAAUGUAUCUAAAAUGUUGUGCAAAAAUGUGUUUACAUCUGUUAGUGAUCAGUUUGCCUUUGCCAAGAUAAUUCAUCCACCUGACAGGUGUGGCAUAUCAAGAAGCUGAUUAAACAGUAUGAUCAUUACAGAGGUGCACCUUAUGCUGGGGUCAGUAAAAGGCCAUUCUAAAAUGUGCAGUUUUGUCACAACACAAUGCCACAGAUGUCUCAAGUUUUGAGGGAACGUGCAAUUGGCAUGCUGACUGCAAGAAUGUCAACCAGAGCUGUUGCCAGAGAAUGUAAUGUUAAUUUCUUUACCAUAAGCCGCCUCCGACGUCGUUUUAGAGAAUUUGUCAGUAUGACCAACAGCCUCACAACUGCACACCACGUUUAACCACGCCAGCCCAGGACCUCCACAUUCGGCUUCUUCACCUUCGGUAUCGUCUGAGAACAGCCACCUGGACAGCUGAUGAAACUGGGUUCGCACAAACUGUCAGAAACAGUCUCAGGGAAGCUCAUCUGCCUUUAUGGUGUCGUUUGGGCAAGUGAUUUGCUGGUGUCAACGUUGGGAACAGAGUGCCCCAUGGUGGCGGUGGAGUUGUGGUAUCGGCAGGCAUAAGCUACGGACAACGAACACAAUUGCAUUUUAUCGAUGGCAGUUUGAAUGCACAGAGAUCCCGUGACGAGAUUCUGAGGCCCAUUGUCGUGCCAUUCACCCCCCCGCCAUCACCUCAUGUUUCAGCAUGAUAAUGUCGGCCCCAUCUGUACACAAUUCCUGGAAGCUGAAAAUGUCCAAGGUCUUCCAUUGCCUGCAUUCUCACCAGACAUGUCACCCAUUGAGCAUGUUUGGGAUGCUCUGGAUCGACGUGUAUGACAGCGUGUUCCAGUUCCAGCCAAUAUACAGCAACUUCAAACAGCCAUUGAAGAGGAGUGGGACAACAUUCCACAGGCCACAAUCAACUGCCUGAUCAACUCUAUGCGAAGGAGUUGUGUCGCGCUGCACGAGGCAAAUAGUUGUUACACCAGAUACUGACUGGUUUUCUGAUCCACAACUUUUUUUAAGGUACGCUAACAGUCAAAAGUUUGGACACACCUACUCAUUCAAGGGUUUUUCUUUAUUUUUACUAUUUUUUACAUUGUAGAAUAAUAGUGAAGACAUAAAAACUAUGAAAUAACGCACAUGGAAUCAUGUAGGAACCAAAAAAAGGUUAAUCUCUUUAAAGAUCUGACCCUUUUUUCAAUUUUCGCCUAAAAUGACAUACCCAAAUCUAACUGCCUGUAGCUCAGGACCUGAAGAAAGGAUAUGCAUAUUCUUGAUAUAAUUUGAAAGGAAAUACUUAGAAGUUUGUGGAAAUGUGAAAUUAAUGUAGGAGAAUAUAACACAGAUCUGGUAAAAGAUAAUACAAACAAAAAAACAUGUGUUUUUUGUUGUUGUUGUAUCAUCUUUGAAAUGCAAGAGACAGGCCAGACAGUGAUGUAGGAUUCUAGAUGUAUAUUAGAAGUUGUCCACCAGAUGGCAGCAGUGUGUGUGCAAAGUUUCAGACUGAUCAAAACAUCACUACACAAUAUUUUGUAUGAAGUCUGCCAGGAGUUUCCCCAAAUUUGCUGAAUAUGUUUUCAAGUACAUAACUAUAGAGAACAUACAAAAAUGCUAUGGUAAUACAACAUUUUAUUUUGCACACACACAGGAAUGUCAUAAAUGAUGGAUCAUUACUUCCCUACAGAAAAUACACUAAUCUUCACACAUCUAGAUGGCAGGGUGGGUGUGGAGUCAGAGGUCAAACUGUAGAACCCAGUUCCUACAUUUGAAUAUAAAAAUUUUUAUUUUUCAAACAAAACUACACUACAUUUUAUCCAUGGGAACCUCAGGAUGACAAAUCAGAGCCAGAUUACUGAAUGUAAGUACAUUAUUUACCUUGAGGUGAAUGUACCAAACCAGUUGCCGUGAUGAACGUUUUUUGUUGUUGUGCACUAUCCUCAAACAAUAGCAUGGUAUUUUUUAGUUAUAAUAGCUACUGUUGGACACUGCAGUUUGAUUAACAAGAAUUUAAGCUUUCUGUCCAUAUAAGACAUGUCUAUGUCCCGGAAAGUUGGCUGUUGUUUACAACACCAUUCUAGUCACAUAUCGCAUAUUGAGCAACAACCGUCCCGUAUAAGGGACACCGAUCCCGUAGAGGUUAAACAAAUCAAAAUGUAGUUUAUGUUUGAGAUUCUUCAAAGUAGCCAGCCUUGAUGACAGCUUUUCACACUCUUGGCAUUCUCUCAACCAGCUGAGCACUUGAUGGCUGCUUUUCCUUCACUCUGCCGUCCAACUCAUCCCAAACCAUCUCAAUUGGGUUGAGGUCGGGGGAUUGUGGAGGCCAGGUCAUCUGAUGGAGCACUCCAUCACUCUCCUCCUUGGUCAAAUAGCUCUUACACAGCCUGGAGGUGUGUUGCGUCAUUGUCCUGUUGAAAAACAAAUGAUAGUCCCACUAAGCAGAUGGGAUGGCGUAUCGCUGCAGAAUGCUGUGGUAGCCAUGCUUGUUAAGUGUGCCUUAAAUUCUAAAUAAAUCACAGACAGUGUCACCAGCAAAGCACCCCCACACCAUAACACCUCCUCCAAGCUUUACGGUGGGAACUACACAUGCAGAGAUCAUCCGUUCACCCACACCGCGUCUCACAAAGACACAGCGGUUGGAACCAAAAAUUGCCAAUUUGGACUCCAGACCAAAGGACACAUUUCCCCCAGUCUAAUGUCCAUUGCUCAUGUUUCUUGGCCCACUACGCCUCUUCUUCUUAUUGGGUGUCCUUUAGUAGUGGUUUCUUUGCAGGAAUUCGAUCAUGAAGGCCUGAUUCACACAGUCCCCUCUGAACAGUUGAUGUUGAGAUGUGUCUGUGACUUGAACACUGGAAGCAUUUAUUUGGGCUGCAAUUUCUGAGGCUGUUAACUCUAAUGAACUUAUCCUCUGCAGCAGAGGUAACUCUGGGUCUUCCAUUCCUGUGGCAGUCCUCAUGAGAGCCAGUUUCAUCAUAGCGCUUGAUGGUUGUUGCGACUGCACUUGAAGAAACUUUCAAAGUUCUUGAAAUGUUCCGUAUUGACUGACCUUCAUGUCUUAAAGUAAGGAUGGACUGUCGUUUGUCUUUGCUUAUUUGAGCUGUUCUUGCCAUAAAAUGGACUUGGUCUUUUACCAAAUAGAGCUAUUUUCUGUAUACCCCCCCCUACUUUGUCACAACCCAACUGAUUGGCACAAAUUAACUUUUAACAAGGCACACCUGUUAAUUGAAAUACAUUCCAGGUGACUACCUCAUGAAGCUGGUUGAGAGAAUGCCAAGAGUGUGCAAAGCUGUCAUCAUGGCAAAGGGUGGCUAUUUGAAGAAUCUCAAAUAUAAAAUAUAUUUUGAUUUGUUUAACACUUUAUUUUUGGUUACUACAUGAUUCCAUAUGUGUUAUUUCAUAGUUUUGAUGUCUUCACUAUUAUUCUACAAUGUAUUUUUUUAAAGUAAAAAUAAAGAAAAACCCUUGAAUGAGUAGGUGUGUCCAAACUUUUGACUGGUACUAUAUCUGUGACCAACAUAUGCAUAUGUAUUCCCAGUCAUGUUAAAUCCAUAGAUUAGGGCCUAAUACAUUUAUUUCAAUUGACUGAUUUCCUUAAUUAACUCAUAAAUCUUUGAAAUUGUUGCAUGUUGCAUUUAUAUUUUUGUUCAGUAUAGUUACUGAUUUCCAAAAAUAAUGAAUCUUAUCUCUUGAGUAAAGAAUUGGUGAGCUGUAAAUAUCGCUGGUUUGGUGGUAUUAUCUUCCAAGUUAACAAACCUGAAUCUUAGUCACGUUUGGUCAUGUUAAAUAGGCUGUAUUCUCUUUUCAGAGUAUUCCAGUGUAUCGGACAUUUGUUUGGUUUCCAUACUGAAUGACUGACAGUCAAGUGUCUCCUGUCUGUUGUAGGUCGUAUGGAGCAGCACCAGCCAGAGGCCCAGACAGUCUCGGAGAACCCAGAGUGGGAGAAGGCCAGACAGGCACUGGCCUCCAUCAGCAAGACCCAGAGCGCCACCAAGACCGCUCAGGCCAACCGGACCACAGCACAGGUGUGUGGAUGCUUAUGUGCCCAUGUCUGUGUUUUGCUUCUGGAAUGUGUUUGUUCACUUACUGUAAUGCAAGUUCCCUACGUUAAUGAAGUGAAAUUCUGCUUAGGAAAGGGGUUUCAUAUUUUCCAGAUUUCAGUUAUAUCGGUCUAAUUCAGGGGUUCCUAAAGUUUUUGGCGCGCGACCCCAUUUUGAUAUUUAAAGGAAAUUGCGACCCAACCAUGUAAAAAAAGUUAUGUGAUCAACCGCAAAUGUUUACUUUUUAAAUUGGGGCUAUGACAGUCUUACAAAUCAGUCUGACAGUACUUUUGACAGUAUUUCAAUCUGAAGGAAGUAUGGUUCGAAGUGAAUGAAAUGCGUAAGAAAGGUAUUGGGAAGUUCAAAAGAUCAUCAGGCAAUAAUUUUGUAUGAUAUUCUGUGUAGAAAAUAACAUCACUAUUAACCACAUUUCCAUCCACAGUUUUCAUGCAAGUAAAGUCAUAUCGUAUAAAAAAAAUCACAACAGCUGUGAUGGAAACAUUUGUAUAAAUGCCGACAGAUCAUUUGUUCAUUCGACAUGGUGGGAUAUUUUUGUCUCUGUAAAAUGUAUAAUGCGAGAAAUGGCGGUGGAAAUGUCUUUAUGCGCAAAUACUGAUAUAAUAACCAUCAUAUCGACGCAAACUUGGAGUCCACACAAUGAUAUGGUGUGUGGUCCGCCCACUACAACUCGGGAAACCAUGCAGUUUGUUAGGCUACAGAUGAAGGAAAUGAUUAUGAACGUCACAGGCUAUUGAAAGUGCACGCUAUGAACUUGACGCUCCUUUCCAAUAAAUAUCGAGGGUCUUAUUCUGGUGACAUGAUGAUCGAUGCUUGACUGCUGUUUGACAAAUACAAAUAUCCAUAAUAAUCUCAUCAUGUAGACUGUCCUACCUGCACAUAAUACCCGCACUGUAUCUGCAAGCUGUUGGCUAGAGAGCAUGUACCAAGACCAGAGUUGGCAAAUUUGCUGUUUAACGCAACAGUUUUUGUGACCAAACUAUCGGUGGAGUUGAAAAUGUGACGGAAACACAUUGAACUUUUGAUUUUUGUGCACUACAUCAUCACGCACAGAUUUUUCUCUGCAACAAGUCAGUUUGGUGGAAACACACAACUGGAGGGAAAAUGCGUAUAUUUUCUUUAUGCUGAUUUUAGAUUAUUCGCAUGAAAAUUUGUUGCCAAUUGAAUGGAAAUCUAGCUAGUGAUGUUAUAUUUCCCCCAGUCUGAUUUAGUGCCUGGUUGUCCAUUCUGUUCUAUUGAGUCCUGUGCGACUUGUGCGCAUUGUAGCGGGAAACAGAAUACACAUAUAUGUUCCUGAAAGUCUUCUCUUUCAGUGAUGGGGCCAUAAUAUUUUGUAGCUUAAACCAUUCCAAAAGAGUCACAUUUUAUAGGGAAAAAACUGAAACUACUCAGUUUAUUACAACCAUCUACCAUCUAGCGCAGGGGUGUCAAACUCAUUUUAGCUCAGGGGCCACAUGGAGGAAAAUCUAUUCCCAAGUGGGCCGGACCGGUAAAAUCAUGGUGUAUAUAUAACUUAAAAACAACAACUUCAGAUUGUUUUAUUUGUUUUAAUACUAUCAACAUAAAACAUAAAGCUGGAGCCUGAGGACAGUGUGUCCAAAAUAGUACAAGCACAACAUCACUAUUAAUCAUAAAACACCUCAAGUUUAUUUGAAAAUUCUAAAGAAAAAACACACAAACACACAAUGCCUCAGUGAUUCACAGAAGUAUAUCAGGGUUUCAUUUCUCAGGCAGAAAUGUAGAUACAAAUAAUGAAAUCCUGUUCCCCAAACAAGUGCAAGAACCACAGAGUCAAGAAUAGGUUAAAUAUACAAAUCAAUUAAAAACAAUAGCACAUCAACAUAAAAACAUAUAAACAUAAAGCUGGAGCCUGAGGACAGUGUGUCCAAAAGCACAACAUCACUAUUAAUCAUAAAACACCUCAAGUUAUUUGAAAUUCUGAGGACAAACAACACACAAACACACAAUGCCUCAGUGAUUCACAGAAGUAUAUCACAGAACUAUAUCAGGGUGUCUCAUGCAGCACUUUAAGUGGGGUUGCAUAGUUUAUUUGACUCCUGAUACCUGGCAUCUUUUAGCUUUCACCAGCGCAUCAAUAUCAGGCGUCACAUCCUGAGUGGCAGCCAACUUCAGGAUGUGAUUCAAGUGCUUGUGCGUGAGCCUUGAGCGCAGCUUUGUUUUAUUUAUGCUCAUUACAGAGAACUUGCUCACAAAGAUAUGUGGUUCCAAACAUGCACAACCGUUUUGCAGCGAGGGCUGUCAAGUUGGGGUAACCUGGCAAGAGAUUCUGAUAAAAUGUGUCCAAGCCAGCUGCGGCAAAUUUGCCCUUCAAAUCCGAGUCACACUGCAAGUCUAUUAUUUCAAGUUGGAUGCUGACGGGCAGAUCAGAGGGAUUCACGGUGAAUGGCGAACAAAAAACUUUGAAGUCUUUCUCCAGUUCACCAAAAAUCUGAAAGCGUUGCUCAAACUCCCUUAACAGUCCCGUUAUUUUAUCUUUGAACCGCUUCAUGUCUGCCACAUGUUGGGUCGCGCACACAUUUUUCAGACAGGGGAAGUGAGCUGCAUCACCACCGGCGAGUUGCGUCUCCCACAAUGACAGCUUCAACUUGAAAGAACGUAUUUUACAUUUACAUUUUAGUCAUUUAGCAGACGCUCUUAUCCAGAGCGACUUACAGUUAGUGAAUACAUAUAUAUAUUUUUUUAUACUGGCCCCCCGUGGGAAUCAAACCCACAACCCUGGCGUUGCAAACGCCAUGCUCUACCAACUGAGCUACAUCCCUGCCGGCCAUUCCCUCCCCUACCCUGGACGACGCUGGACCAAUUGUGCGCCGCCCAUGAGUCUCCCGGUUGCGGCCGGCUGCGACAGAGCCUGGAUUCGAACCAGGAUCUCUAGUGGCACAGUUAGCACUGCGAUGCAGUGCCUUAGACCACUGCGCCACUCAGGAGUAUGCUGUCAUAAUACUGCGUGGCAACUUUGUUGCGCCCUUGCAGCUGUUUGUUCAAGUUAUUCAGGUGCUCUGUAACAUCCACCAUAAAUGCAAGGUCCUGCAUCCAUUCUGCGGAAUUAAAUUCUAACACUGGUUUGCCCUUUUCUUCCAUGAACUGUUCAAUUUCUUCUCGUAAAUCAAAGAAACGCCUCAGCACAGCACCUCGGCUUAACCAUCUUACCUCAGUGUGGUAUGGCAGGCCAUAGAUGUGGUCUUUCUCUCUGAGAAGGCUGUCAAACUGACGGUGAUUCAGGCUUCUGGAUCGGAUGAAAUUAACAGUUUGGAUGACCACCUUCAUGACGUUAUCCAUCUUUAAUGACUUGCAACACAAAGCCUCCUGGUGCAAAAUACAGUGAAAAGUCCAAAAAUCACGUCCUCCAUUUGCAGAUUGCACUUUCUCUCGGAACUUUGUCACAACGCCUGCUUUUUUCCUGAUAAUUGAGGGCGCACCAUCUGUAGCCAUGCUGACAGCGCGGGACCAGUCCACUCCGACCCUGUCCAGCGCGCCGACGAGUGCAGUGAAAAUAUCAGCUGCUGUCGUUGUAUCUGUCAUCGGCACCAACUCCACGAACUCCUCUGUGACGGUCAAUGUGUCAUCAACUCCGCGGAUGAAAAUGGCCAGUUGUGCAACAUCUGUAAUGUCCGUGCUUUCAUCAAUUGCAACCGAAAACGCAAUAAAUGACUUUACUUUUUGCUUCAACUUGCUGUCCAAAUCCACUGAAAGAUCGGAAAUCCUGUCUGCAACUGUGUUUCUUGUCAGGCUGAUAUUUGCAAAAGCCUGGUGCUUUUCAGGGCACACAAUCUCUGCUGCCUUCAUCAUGCAUGUUUUUACAAAUUCACCCUCACUAAAUGGUUUUGAAGCCACUGCGAUUUCAUUAGCAAUGAGGUAGCUAGCUUUCACUGCAGCGUCACUGAUGUCUCGGCUGUGAGUAAACACAGACUGCUGUUUCUUCAGACCCACCAACAGUUCAUUCACCUUCUCUCUUCUCCGCUGUCCUUGAAAGUUGUCAUAUUUGUCGGCAUGAAGACUCACAUAGUGGCGACGAAGGUUAUAUUCUUUCAGCACUGCAACAUGCUGUGAACACACCAAACAUACAGCUUUCCCAUUCAAUUCCGUGAAUAAAUAGAAGGAUUUCUUGGAACACUCUGCACUCUGCGUCCACUUUUCUCUUUUUUGACAGAGACAUAUUGGGGCAAUGAGGGUGCCAAAGCACAUAAUGUUAAAAGUAGAAGCCGUAUUAAAUAUCGCGGGCCAAAACAAAGUAGCUCAUCCGGACUGGCUGCACUUGCUUGACCUAUUUGCUCUGCCCCGGUAUAAACAGUUUUCUUGCUUAACACAAUUGCUAUUGCGCCAUCCAGUGGACACAAUUGGAACAGCAGUUUAUUUUAUUGAAAAAUUGCAGCUAAUUUUUAUACUUUACAAAAUCAUCUCGCGGGCCGGAUUAAACCCGUUUGCGGGCCUGAUCCGGCCCGCGGGCCGGACGUUUGACACCCCUGAUCUAGCGGCUACCGGACGUUACUGACGUAACCUCGGUUCUAUGAACCAAGCGCAAUUGUUAAUUAUUUUUACUUGAGAAUUUCUCCCACGACCCCAUUUUGAAAUGAAAUGAUGGUCUAAUUGUUGCAAUUAUUGGUGCCUAUUCUAAAGCCGGGUGUACACUACACGACUUUCAAAAUCCUAACAUCGCUGAGCCUCUCACAUUAAACAACUGUCUUUCCUGUCAUUUUUUUUUGUCUUGCCAACGUAGUGGUGCGCACAAUAAACGAUGUGGCACAGACUGGGUCACACACUACAAGAUUCUUCACCUGGUUGUGAGGAUUCUCCAUACCACGCUGUCUCGCCAAAACAAUGAUAUUAUGUGAUAACAUUUAACGUAGCUACAACGAGUUGUGGCUCAAAACAGCCUCAUAAACGUUUUCAGUCAGGCAUUAACAAUUCCCAUACAAAGUUGAAAUAUCUAGCAUACAUUUUGAAUUGAAUAACAUUGCUUGUGAACUUCAGAGCUGUAACGAUUUUAAGCUUUGGUUAAAGGCAAAUACAAACACAUACUAGUAGUAGUCAUCGCUCCGGCUCCAGAGUCUACAUAUUCUGGAUGAUGCAAAACAACGUCAUCUCGCUGGCUUCUUCUCUGGCGAGCUCUCAUUGGCUAUUGCUGAUCAUCGUUCUCAAAACUUGUCAUUUCACAGCUCACACUACAAGAACAUUGCAGAUUUUGUGCCAAUAAAAUCAAACAUGUUUGAAAAUAUUGGGACGUCUGGAAUUGCUUAAAGACGAGAUCGGUAGCCCUCAGAUUGAGUCUGACCCGCUCACAUUAAACGAGCGUCGGUGAUGGCCGCGUGCCCAGAGUAGGCAACGACAUGGGGAUUUUGUCUCCGAUCUCCAAAACAUGUCUGGGACAGCUAAAUCGGGCCCAAAAUCGUGUAGUGUACACCCGGCAUUAAUCUCACAGGCGCUUGUUAUUGGAUACAAUGUGUUACCUCAACAGUUAUCUUACCUUGACGAGCUGUACAGCAUGGACCAUUUUCUUCCUGAUACAACACACUGUCUGAUCUGGGCCCGUAUCCACAAAGUGUCUCAGAGUACGAGUGCUGCUCUAGGAUCAGGUCCCCACCUGUGUAUGUAGUCUUUAAUAAUUAGGAUUCUAAAAGGCAAAACUGAUCCUAGAUCAGCGCUCCUACUCUGAGGCUUUGUGGAUACGGGCCUAGGUCUUCCUGACUUUUCCCCUGAAUAUGAUUCAAAUGGAUGAGUAGGCUUUCGUUUUGAUUUUCUGUGUUGUACACGCACAUCCCUCCAGAAUCCAAUGUGUUUGAGGGGUGUAAUCUCUCCCAUCUCUCUUCACUUAGUUGUCUGUUUGUGUGUGUUUCUAGGCUGGUCAGUUUCAGCCUGCAGUAACUGAGUCCACAGCCAUACAGCAGCAGCAGCAACAACAGUACUACCAACAGUGGUACCAACAGAACCAGCAGCAGCCGUAUCCUGGGUACACCUACCCCUACAAUUACUACUACCCCAUGGCCCCGGGCCCUGUAAGUGUACAUAUCCUCCACAUUUCAGAUGAACUGUAAUGUAGUCCUUGGCAAUGAUUUCACCGACACUGAUGCCGGCUUUAUGCCCUAUAGCGUUUAGAUAAGGAAUUGGAAUUGUUAGAUUUAGCCUACACAUUACAAAAACUGCACUUUGCUACUAUAAAUGAACCGUUCACACAGAAUGCACAACAUAAAACCAUUUAUUGAAGCCAAGCCAGUACCACAUUUUGAAGUGUGUUCCUCUAAUUCUCCAGUAUGGUGGUGGUGGCUAUCCUCCUCAGGGCCAGUAUGGUGUACCUCCAGGACCUUACCCCUCUCCCACCACUCCAACUGGACAGGUAACCAUCAGAAAACUGCUGCUGUUGCUACUUCAUCAAUCACGUUUUCAGUUAACUUCACUGACUUCCUCUAUUGCAGUUUAUUUAUGAAUCAUUGACUAAAUUAUUCCCCAAUGCCAGACAUUUGUGUAAAAAUUACUUUCUGUUUCCGGAUAGAAGUGCACCAUUGUAUGAAUUAAGAUGUAAUUGAUGACCGGCAUUUGAAUAAUGUUCUAUUUCUACCCUGACAAGCGUCCCUAAUUAUCUCCCAUGGUCAGGUACAACCCUACACUGUUGAUUGGUCAAUGCAUCUUGCUGCCUUGUUGACAAAAUGACAGAGCGGCACAGAUUACUGUUUGAUUUGAGAAGGGCGCUCCUCCCUCCCCGCUUUCGUCUGAUGACGUAACAGGCCUUUGCCGGUGCCCUGCGGUUCAGCAUAAUCAAAUCCGCCCACUGAGAAUCUGUCUUGAGCUGAAGUCUCUUGCAGUUAGAAAGCUUUAAUCUGCAUUUCUCCUUUCAUAUUUAGAUAUUCUCAGUUUCAAGUUUUUGCAAUCUCUGCGGUUUAUUACCUUUCUUUCACAAUAGUCUAUUUUUCCCCCAUCUAUUAUUUUCCCCACAUUCCCAGCCUCCAUCCCUGCCCGUGAUGGAUGACAAGUCCUCCAGCUACCCCCCUCAGCCUCAACCCCCUCCGCCUGCUGCCCCUCAACCACCCCCCCAGAGCCCCACGAGCUCUGAGCAUCCCCCACCCCCUCCUCCCCCAGCCGUCCCUCCCCCUCCCAACUCCCAGUACCCCCUUCCUCCAGGGCAGAACUCCUACAACCCCAACAACCCCAUGCCCUACCCCAACAACGACCCCAACCAGAUGAGAAGUUACAACCACAACCAGGGCAGGCCCAGCUAUGGGCAGAGCUACCAGACUCAGAACUCGUACCAGCAGCAGCAGAAUAACAACCAACACCAGCAACCAGGACCGGGUCAGUAUGGACCAGGAGCUGGGAGAGGAGAGGCCAACAAAAACAAGAACCAUCAACAACAACAACAGCCACAGCAACAAGGAGGACAAGGACAGCAGCUCUGGCACCGCAUGAAACGUUAGUGUGUGAGGGUGUUGACGUUGUGUGUUUGUGUUCAGGUAUCUUAAGCAUAGUUUUUCUGUUAACUUAUCUUCAGGUUUGUGUUUGUUUCCCAUCACUUGGUGUUAUUGUCUUUGUUUCAAUGCCUUCUUUAUUGUCUUCCACAGAGGCACCUGGAGCAGGUGCAAUGAAGUUCAACAUUCCCAAGCGACCCUACGUCAUGACCAAUCAGAGUUUCCCUCCUGGGGAACAACCCACCGGAUUGGCUGCUACUCCUUCCUCCCCAGCUGCUGCUCCUGCUGCACCUGGCGGUGCCCAGACACGGUGAGGAGACAGCUACUAAUGACACCAAUAUAUGUCUUUACUAUCCUUACUACCUACUGGGGAAGAAUGAUUCUUCUUAAUCAUGUAAUUCAAUGCACAUCAAAGACCCUUGAUGUGUUUAAAAUCUCCAUCCAAUAGGCUUCUGAAGUACCAUGUCCCUCUUUCUCAAACUAAUCAUUAGUCACUUCAAAUUGACCUAGUACCCCCAAACCAGUUUCCUUCCCCCCCGAUUUACUGUUGCGCUGCUGAUUAUAAAAAUGUUGCCCUCAGGCCCCAGGACUGGCCCCAGGCGAUGAAGGAGUAUGUUCAGCGCUGCUUCACAGCCUGUGAGAAUGAGGAGGACAAGGACCGCACCGAAAAGGGGCUGAAGGAGGUCCUACAGAAAAGACUACAGGAUGGGUCUGCCUACACCAUCGACUGGGACCGCGAGCCUCUGCCUGAGUGAGUGGAGCAGUUGUUCUUGAAAAAGCCUGAUGUUUCACUGUCUGGAACUUAUAAAGCCUGAAUCCCAUUUUGGAGACCAAAUGCCUCAUUUCUGCCUAAACCCUAUCAAGAGGUGCUAGUCAUCCUAACCCUUUCUCUCCUCUCUCCCCAUCCAGACUGAAGGCCAAGCAGUCUCGCUGGGAGGCUGUAUCCACCCAGAGGACUCUGGAGAGUUCCUGUGGGCCGAGGUGGGGGUACAGGUGGGGCUACGCGGGGCAGGGGUGGUGGGGCCAGGCUGGGGCACUACAGGAACGUCUUCUCCCAGAGAAGCCCCUCAUCCAGCUCCUCAGGCUCCUCCUCUCGCUCCCCCUCCCCCUCUCACAGCCGACACAGGGACCGCAAUGGCCAGAGACACAGGCGCAGGUGAGAGACAGAAAGAGUGUGUAUGUUUUGGGCUAGUCCAGUGAUUUAUGUUUUUUCGUCAUAAUUGGCCAGGUGUAUUAUUUGUCCCAACCUGCUUUAUUAUAGGUCAAAUAUUCCCCUUAAUAUAGUAUAAUGAUAGCCACUCUAAAAAGAGAAAGUAUGCUGUGUAGUUUUAUCUGUUGUUGUAAUGUCCUGUUUGUUCUCCUCUUCCAGUGACUCUGAGUCCCAGUCGGACAGCAGUAUGUCCAGUGACCUCCGAACCCAGCUUCCCCGGCGCAACCAGAAAGGAGGGCGUGGCCGUGGGGGCGACAGGGACCGGGGCAGAGGGGGUGGAGAGAGGGGACGAGGAAGGGGCGGAAGAGGCAACAGAGGGCGGAGGUAAACAAGCAUGUUUUGGCCUAAAGUAAAAUUCCACUCAAUGUUUGUGCAAGUUUUCAGGAUGUAUAACUUUCAAAAUACAGAAAUACAGCCGGUAUGAUGCAUUUUGCAUCAUAUUGUGCAAAACUCUGCAUCAUAUGAUGCUAAAUGCAUCAUACCGGCUGUAUUUUGAAAGGUAUAUAUCUUUACUUUAUUGCUGACAUGCAAAACAUUCUGGGACUUAAUCAACAAUGGACUAAUGAAACAAAUACCAAAAGUUAGUUAUUGGGUGAAAAUUGACCCACAAACCAAUAUUCACCUUUCCCUGAUUCUCAUUGUGCUGAUCACAUUUCUGCUUCUCUUCUCCUCAGAAACAUGGAUGACGCUAACUCUACCGUCCUGGGCAAGAAGAGGAAAGGUGGGAACGCCGGCCUAGACUUCCACGACCCCCACCGGGAGGCCAAGAAACAAAGCCGAGCGGCACGCUUCCACAACACCAAGAUGCGCUCAGAGCCUCUGGUGCUGUCCAUCAACAACCUGGAGCUGCCCAAGGAGGACCUGAGCUGGGACGACUGUCCCAUCGUGGGCACCUGCCAGGAGAUCACCAAGAUCUACCUGAGACUCACCUGUGCCCCCGACCCUGCCACCGUGCGCCCCGUAUCUGUGAGUAUCGCCUGUCACCUGGAAUGAGAUGAUCCUUAUUUGAGACCCAUCUUCAGAUGUAGUGAUACUCGUCUCCUAAUCCCCGGUCUCUGGCCAGGUGCUGAGGAAGUCUCUGUUGGCGGUGAAGGCCCACUGGAAGACCCGCCAGGACUACCCCUACGCCUGUGAACAGAUGAAGUCCAUACGACAGGACCUCACGGUCAGUUUACAUGUCCAUUUUAGUUUUGUCUAACAGGCACUUUGUCCUCACUCGGUAUUUGAGUCCUAUUGUAUGAGGAUGUGAAAACCAGAGGCGUCUCUCUUCUCCUUUCAGGUCCAAGGAGUUCGUACAGAGUUCACAGUGGAAGUAUACGAGUGCCACGCACGCAUCGCUCUGGAAAAGGUGAGAGGCCAUCUCCAUACAUUGUCCCCUCGCUACUUUUAGAGACAGUCAUCUGACAUCAUAUUUGAUGUCAGGUGUCGUAUUUGAGUUUAAAGGUGCGGUGUCGUGCUAGAUGUGCAUUCUUCUCUAAAUGUUUGCGUGGUUACCAGGGCGACCACGCAGAGUUCAACCAGUGCCAGAUGCAGCUGAAGGCCCUGUAUAAGGACAACCCAUCAGAGAACAUAGGGGAGUUCACUGCUUACAGACUACUCUACUAUAUCUUCACUAAAAACUCUGGAGGUAACUUACCACCUGCCCACACCUUCCUGAUAUUACUCAUCAAUCAUUAUAUUUCUGCAUUGGAUUUUGGCUCGCAUAGCAUUGAGCUUAAUGUCCUGAUUUUUUUGGUUGUGUGUUCGCCCCCCCCCCAGACAUCACGACUGAGCUGGUGUACCUUACUCCAGCGCUGCGGGCGGAUGAGUGUGUGUCCCACGCUCUCUCCCUCCGCGCCGCCUGGGCUCUGGGAAACUUCCACCGAUUCUUCCAGCUCUACCGGAGAGCCCCACGCAUGGCAUCCUACCUCAUAGACAAGUUUGUGGAGAGGGAGAGGAUGAUCGCUCUCAGGGCCUUAUUCAAAACGUAAGUCAGAGGCCUUUCAUCGAAGUCCAUGGUUCCUACCAAUUCAUCAUUUUACAUAGUUGUAUGUAGGAUAGAAAUGCUCCAACUUUAAAUUGCCUCUCCCUCUCUUCUCUGUGUUUUUCCCCAGAUUCAGACCAGACUUGCCGGUGGAGUAUGUGCAGUCCAGUCUGGGCUUCCUUUGUUUAGACUCUUGCAUGGCCUUCCUCACAGGCCUGGGGGUCACCUUCUUCCCCUCUGACCCCAGCAAGAUAGACUGCAAAACCAGCUCAGCCUGUCUGGCAGCCUCCUGAGGGGGUGGGGGGUUUACCAGGG
Messenger RNA from Coregonus sp. 'balchen', 15378 nucleotides. Lineage: Eukaryota; Metazoa; Chordata; Actinopteri; Salmoniformes; Salmonidae. The record is from the annotation of a GenBank genome assembly.